UCUACUCAACGGUACUGCUGCGGUUGUUCGGCCUCAGGGAAAUAAAAAACACAGAAGACGCCCAAUUGUGCAUAACGCUGUCAGUUAAAGCUGUGAACCUGUAGAUGGCGCCCUGUCACAACCCACACCUGACACGCGGAAAGCGCCUGCGGCCAAUCACAGCUCCGCGUUCACCACUUUUUUUUUUAAAGUUCGCGUUUUUUUUCUUCCGCCGUUUGAGUUCGUGGCUCGAGGAAACAGUUUUUUUUAUUGUCCACGGAGCUGAAGAUGAGACGGAGCGAAGCGGCCCCGACUUUAUUGAACAAGCAGCAGCUCAAAGUCGCAGCCACGAGCGAGAGGAGGCUGCCGUGAGGAAGGAAGAUGUAUCUAUGGCGCUUCUCCAUCGCCAUAACUCUCGGCUUGGUUUGGUAUUUCUCAGACUGCGGCCGCACAGUGACACAGUACUGCUUAUGUUUCCUCUUUUGUCUGUCUUCGCCGCUGCUGAGUGGAAACAGCGGCCGAGAGAGCGCCACUCAAACUGAUGAGGAGACGAGUUGCUCUCCGCUCCAGGAUUCCUGUAAAGAAGAGUCGUGCGUUGAUGGAGUUACCAGUGAGCACACAGAACCGCCAGAGUCCCAGUAUCCACAUGUGAAGAGGUCUCUACAGCAAGUGUUCGAAUGUGCCUACGCUCAACUGGUCCUGCCUUGGUACGGGGUCCCAGAGCCAUGUGACGACCAGCCUCUGCACCAGGUGCUCAGCAGGGAGUUUGACUUUGUAAUCGACCGUGUCAUUGAAAGAGCCAGAGACUUUGAUCUCUGCCAGGCAGUCGUGGGCUCCAUUCGGAUUCUGACCCAGCACUUGCAUAAUGCGAAACAGCCUGACAGAGAGCUCUUGUUCAGCUCCAGAGCAGAGGAGAUUGCAGUUCUCAGAGAGUUUUCUGACACCCUGGUACGUAACCUUUUCCCGAAAUCUCUCUGGGGCCAAGAAGUCAACCGCUGUGCCUUAAAUGAGAUCAUUGCCUUAAAGGGGCUGGGACUGCUGGUCACAUGGCUGUCCGACCCCGACAACCUGAACCAGCUGGUGGUGAGCCAGCUCGACAGCGUGACCCCCAAAAGCUCCGCAGAGGAGCUGUGUGGAUCAGACCCAGAUCAAGUCUCCCUGGCUUCGCAGGAGGACAAAGGCGAGGGCGAAGGCAGCGAAGUGAGCUUGGAGGGAGCAGGGAUUUCAAAUGGCAGCGGGAUCAAAGGCAAAACGAAAGGCAACAAGUUAAAAAAAGGAUGGUCCAAAUUUAUGGAAAAGAUGAAGUCCAAGAGAGCCAAGAAAAAGAAAAUGAAGAAGAUGGAGCAGGAGCUUAUGAUGAGGAUCAUGGCGAUCCAGGGCGACGUGUCCGCCGAUGACGAUGUCACCAGCAUGGGGGGCUCCGUUCACAGCCAGGAGGACUCUGACAGGGAAGACAGUGAUCUGGAUGAAUAUCUGACAAGUGUCCAGGAGGAUAUGAUGGAAUUCAAGCUGUCGUAUGAGAUGUGGCGCUUUGGCCGCUGGACUGUCAGCAUCCCUCAUGCGGAGUGGGACGAUGAGGAAGAGGAUGUGAUCUUCACGGUUCACCUGGAGGAAAAGGACAGCCCUGAGAACCUGCAGUGGGACAUCAGGAAGAGCUACACUGAGGUUAUAUAUUUCCGCAACAGAUGGCAGGACGCCACCAGCCUGCCUGUGAUCUUGGAGCUGGAGGUGUCAGAAGUCAACAUUGAGGUUAAAGAAGAAGCCAGACUGUCAGUGGAGCAUUUCCUGCAGGAAUUGGUAUCUGACAAUCUGAUCGGCCACACUCAACCGGUUUUUCAGUUCCUCUGCCCGCUUGACAAACUAUUGAAUGAAGAGGAACAUUACGGAGGCGUGUGGGGCCUUCUCAGUGGUUUAGCGUACUUCCUGACACCCACCCAAGAGGAGGAAGAGAACCUGAGUCCUCGGACAGAAGCGCCGAAAGAAGUCACGAUGCCGUGUCCGCAAGCAAAAUCCACAUCCGCAUCUCUACAAAACCACAGUGCUUGUACUGCUGAGAAAGGCAGCGAUGUUCCUGAUGCUGCUCUCCCAACUAUUGUUAUCUCCGAGUGUAAAUCUCCUUCAGAAGUGCCUGAGGAAACCGAGACGGAAACAGAUUCACAGCCUGCUAUCAGGUCAGACUCCUCCUCAAAUGAAAACAGUUCCCAGGAAAAAGCAGACAAAACCUCUCCCUUCAAAAUGAUCAUCAAGGGACUGACCCGGUCCAGAUCACAAGACUCUUUGGCCUCGUCGAAGCCUAGCUGUGAAGAAGACCUGUCUGAAUCAGGCUGCAACCACAAUGGAGACUCGCAGCGGGAGAUCCCAGAAAGCCCUUCAUGGCUCCUUUUCAGUGCGAGGUCAGGCAAAAAGGAGAAGACGUCUGGUGGUGUGAACAAGGCUCAAGGAAAGGAGACGCAGAGCACUUUGCAGAGAGGAGAGGACUCUCAGUGUCAAAAGAGCCAAGUCAACUGGGAGCAGCUGGAGGCGACUAAAGCCAUAUUCGAUCUGCUGAAAGAAAUAUCAGGAAACUCCAUCCUCAUAAACAUAUUCGACGCCAUCUUGAAGCCUGUGAUGCCUAUCUUGAAAAAGAAAUUGAACGCUUUCCUCAACAAAGUGAACCCGACGGAGGCGCAGAUGGCCGGGUACAUCGACGCCAUGCGUGACGCUCAGUGGCCGGAGUCUCAGCCUGCUGCACCACCUCCUCCUCCUCCUUCUUCCCGUCGCACUGACGAGCAGAAGGACGAAACCAGGGAACGAGCGCAUAACCUCAUCAACGCCAGAUAUUCAAAUUUUCUUGUCUUGAAGAAGACGGACGUGGAGUCUGUUUUUAAUCUUCUCCAGAAUGGUCAGGAAAACAAAACGCUCAUCUACAUGCUCCUUUCAUUCCUAUUGAAAGAAUUGUUUCCCAAUGAGCCUUCACUGAAUUUGAGUGCUGUGCACAAAGUGACCAACGCAGCCAACUGAUGUGAAGCCCUGCUUGUGCUUUUAAUGGUACUUUGUUUUGAAGUUUUUAGAAUGUCAGAUUAUUUAUUAAGUGUCUUAAAGUGCCUUAAACAUCCAUGACCACUUGUGUAUCAUGUGUGACAUGCUCAGUGCUGUUGUUUUGUUUUGUUUGUUUGUUUUUUUGUUUGUUGUUGUCCUGUUUUUAUCUCAAACGUACUGUGAAUUUUUUUGGAUUUCGGAUCAUCUUUGUAUGUCUUCACUUGUCACUGUGAUGAAAGUGGCUUAUCUGUAAGAAAUCAGAAGUAUUCUUUAUGGGAGCCAGUUUUGAUUUUUUGUACUCAAACUUUGUUUCAUAUUUGCUAUUUGAAUUUCACCCCUCACAUUUUAAUGUAAAAGAAUUUUCUAAAAUGUUUUCUGUCACUUUGAGCACUUUUGUACGGUGAGAGUGUAAACCGGUUGAUGUGACCUAAAGUUUUAUAAAACCAAAAUAUGUCAUAAUUCCUUAUCACUUAAAACUGUCGAAGCAUGGGCAGUACUCUUUCAAAGGAAACUUGAAAUAAUGUUAAUCUAAGUAACUUAAGUUUAUUCCAAAUAAAAUGUUUUCAUAAGUCAUUA
Molecule: messenger RNA, 3573 nt
Organism: Mugil cephalus (flathead mullet)
Lineage: Eukaryota; Metazoa; Chordata; Actinopteri; Mugiliformes; Mugilidae
Exons: 16
Coding region: 361-2979 (872 amino acids)
Cellular component (GO): intracellular membrane-bounded organelle; early endosome membrane
Molecular function (GO): phosphatidylinositol binding
Source: RefSeq, a predicted model, not a curated record